Molecule: messenger RNA, 1587 nt
Organism: Schizosaccharomyces octosporus yFS286
Lineage: Eukaryota; Fungi; Ascomycota; Schizosaccharomycetes; Schizosaccharomycetales; Schizosaccharomycetaceae
Product: tRNA dihydrouridine synthase Dus4
Exons: 1
Coding region: 220-1212 (330 amino acids)
Biological process (GO): tRNA processing
Molecular function (GO): tRNA dihydrouridine synthase activity; flavin adenine dinucleotide binding
Source: RefSeq, a predicted model, not a curated record
CAUUGUAAUUUGAAGGUCGAAUUUUCAAGUAAUUUCUUACCGUGUCGAUCACCAACGGCUAGAUUUUAGAAGUAUAUAUAUACAUAUUUAACGUUUAAUUUUAAGACGAAGUUAAUUAUACCUUAGUAUUCGAAACCAUGUAGUCCUAAUUCACUUCUGAUAGUUCUGCCGUAACUAGUGAGAACUACCAACUUCUAAUCGUUGCUACAUAGGACAGGAAUGACAGAAUUGAGGAGUCGUGACCCUAAUAAACACCCUGUAAAAAUUUUUGAAGCCAAAAAAGGCAGAAGACCUGUCUUUAUAGCUGCUCCUAUGGUUAGGUACUCCAAAUUACCAUUUCGACAGCUGGUACGAGAUUAUCAGACAGACAUUGUAUACACCCCUAUGAUUUUAGCAAAUGAAUUUUUACAUCCAAAAGGAAGAUAUUUUGAUUUUUCCACAAAUGAAAGAGAUACCAGUUUGAUCCUUCAAUUCGGUGUUGAGGAUCCUGUCAUUUUAUCAAAAGCUGCUGAACUUGCCGGGCCGUAUGUGGAUGGAAUUGGAAUUAAUUGUGGAUGUCCGCAGAGCUGGGCUAUUCACGAAGGAAUUGGUUCAGCGCUUUUGAAGGAACCUGAAAGAGUAUAUCAACUGAUCAGGGCUGUUAAAGACAAAUUGGGUGAAGACUUUUGUGUUGAGGCGAAGAUACGUGUAUCAAAGAAUUUGGAUGAGACCAGACAUUUAAUGCAAACAAUUGAACGUGCCGGAGCUGAUUUUUUGACUGUGCACGGUCGAACCAGGCAAGAUCGUUCUUCAUUUCCUGUCAAUUUAGAUGCUAUUCGAGAAGUUCGAUCUUGUGUAAAUAUCCCUGUAGUCGCCAAUGGCGACGUUAAUUCCCUUCGCGAAGGUUAUGAGAUUGCGAAGUUUACUAACACAGAUGGUGUUAUGUCAGCUAGAGGGUUAUUAGAAAACCCGGCACUCUUUGCUGGGUUUGAAGACACACCAUGGGGAUGUGUAGAGCGAUUUGUUUCUUAUUCCACUGCUUACUCUCUGAACUUUCAGUUGUUUUAUCAUCAUUUGAUAACGAUGAUGGGUAAGAUGACCACGAAACGUGAACGAAUGACUAUUCCUAAAGAAAGUUUUGCUGCUGUUAUGGACUGGCUAGAUGAAACAUUCAUCGUACGUCGUCCAGGAGAACCAUUGUUUGGCGAAACAGUACUUCCUGUGAGACGGUAAGCUUGGGUAUAAAAGAUAAUGGACUUGAUGUAAGUAGUUUUAGGUUUUAAUGAGUAGGAAUUUAAUGAAUUGAUCGGUUGCGUUUACUUUUACCCUCUUAUUUAUCUUUCGUGUGUGUUUUCCUGCGCUUGUCUGACUAUGUCAAGUGUUUCUGAAGCAAACAACGGCUUUACAUGAUUUCUUUUUCUCGGUGUACAUAAACGUUUCCUAUAUGUUAGGUUUCUUUUGCAGAAAGAGCAAAACGACUUUACUACGAAAAGAAAAAAAGUCUGAAGUUUAUAUUUAGGAAGUACAAUAAUACAAUAAAUACAAUAAGUACUUAUGGAAACUUUCAAUUAAAAUCAUAAGUUUAUGUGAUUUGAAGUAUCUCACAAA